Messenger RNA from Penicillium cataractarum, 537 nucleotides. RefSeq lists its product as uncharacterized. The coding region runs from base 1 to 537 and encodes 178 amino acids. The record is from RefSeq and is a predicted model, not a curated record. The transcript has 2 exons. Lineage: Eukaryota; Fungi; Ascomycota; Eurotiomycetes; Eurotiales; Aspergillaceae.
AUGAGCUGUUCACUCGCCUGUACCCAAUCACAUAAGAUUUACUGCGCACCAAAGGCUACACCCCCGGACGAAGAACCGAAAGCCACGGCUUCGCACGCGACUGCUCCGACUCCCUUACAGAAUGGCGAUACUACGCCAGAAACUGCGGGAAAUACCUCGAGUAAGAAGAAUGAGGCUUCAGCUGCUGCUAUAGCUAGCUCAUCGGAGCUUCAAGCGCUAUUCUCCCGCUAUCCUCAGCUUCGCAGCCAGCUUCGCGAGAUAUACCAGGCGACCCAGGAGGAGGAAUGGCAAGAAUGGUACACCCCUCCUACAAGGGGAAGGCCCUACGGCCGAGGAGGGCGAGGCCCUUCACGCCGGAGUCGAGGCUCAUGGACUGCGGAAAAGGGAUUCAACCGCGGCCUGGGCAAAGUGCGGAAGCUCCGACAAGAUUGUGACGGAGGGAUGGAGACCGGGGUCAAAGCAGAGGCCUUUAUGGAAUUUCUGGCGGUGGUCAACAAGGACCGACAGGCUCAAUCUCAAUCUCAAUCACAAGAGUGA